UCCUCUCUAACUUGUCUGUCAUGGCCUUUGCACAACUAGCAAGCCGUCUUAUAGUUCCCCUUGGCGUGACGUUUGCCGUCGUGCAAUCCAGUAUAUACGAUGUGCCCGGUGGAUAUCGGGCAGUGAUGUUCGACCGGUUUUCAGGCGUGAAGGACAAGGCUACUGGUGAAGGCACACAUUUCCUUGUUCCGUGGUUGCAGAAAGCGAUCUUGUAUGACUGCCGCAUAAAACCUAGAAAUAUAUCAACAACCACUGGGUCGAAAGAUCUUCAGAUGGUUUCCAUUACGCUCCGCGUCUUGUCACGACCGGACACAGACCAUCUGUCAAAAAUUUAUCAAAGUCUUGGAAUGGAUUAUGACGAAAGAGUGCUUCCUUCAAUCGGAAAUGAAGUCUUAAAAGCUAUCGUGGCGCAGUUUGAUGCUGCUGAGCUCAUCACGCAGCGUGAGGUGGUUUCAUCAAGAAUAAGGGCGGACUUGCUACAGCGUGCGGGAGAGUUCAAUCUGAAACUUGAAGAUGUUUCUAUCACUCAUUUGACGUUCGGAAAAGAAUUCACUCAGGCGGUAGAGGCUAAGCAGAUUGCACAGCAAGAUGCUGAACGUGCCAAGUUCAUUGUCGAAAAAGCCGAGCAAGAGCGUCAAGCAGCCGUCAUCCGCGCUGAGGGAGAGGCUGAAGCAGCUUUUACGAUAUCGAAAGCACUUGAUAAGGCAGGGGAGGCAUUCGUCGCGCUGCGAAAGAUCGAGGCUAGCAAGGCUAUCGUUCAAUCGCUCUCUCAGAACAGCAACAUCUCCUACGUUCCAAGUAGUGGGGGUAAUGUUCUUUUGAAUGUACCUACGAAAGCAUAAGGUGGGGUUCAUCUACUCGCCGUUGCAAGCGUGUACGCUGGUGCCUCCAUUAUACAUUAGCAGGAUGGAGGGGCUGUCUUAUACAUUGUGAUCAAAUAGCAUCAAUUCACAUAUACUGAUGAUCUGCACAAAAA
Molecule: messenger RNA, 976 nt
Organism: Serpula lacrymans var. lacrymans S7.9
Lineage: Eukaryota; Fungi; Basidiomycota; Agaricomycetes; Boletales; Serpulaceae
Exons: 9
Coding region: 21-842 (273 amino acids)
Biological process (GO): mitochondrion organization
Cellular component (GO): mitochondrion; membrane
Source: RefSeq, a predicted model, not a curated record